AUGGCCGGUAGCAAUACCGUUAAGGGAGUACUAAGUGAAUUGGCAAAGCGUGUGCCCAAAAACCAGUUAUCUCAGCUUAGGAACUUUCUGGAGCUACAUGCGAAAUAUAACGACCGCGUAAAUAAAUAUCCAGCGAAGUUGCCGACAAUCGAUUGGGAUUAUUAUCGCACGAACGUACGCAUAGAAGCAAUCAAAAUGGUGGAUGAAUUCGAGAAAAAAUACGAAGAGUUGAACAAAAUAUUCGAUGACCGCGUUAAACUGGAUACAACUAAGUACUUUGAUGAGCUGGAAAAGCAGCGGGCGGCCAUGCAGGCGGAAGUUAAUCAGUACAUCGCCGAAUCGAAUGAACGCAUCAAGGCGUAUGAGGCCGAAAUGGAGCGUCUUUCCCUCAUGAAACCCUACUCCUCGAUGACAAUGGAGGAGUAUAUUAGCCUGCGACCGGAGCAUGCCGAUUAUAUACCGCACAGGCGCAAACCGCUCUUUUGGCCACAUGACCCCGAUGAGCAGAUACCCGGACCGGUAGGAAUAAAAAAACCAGACGACGACGAUGGAAGUCAUCCAGUUAAACCGAGUGAUUUCAAAGGUAAAACGGAAGAAUUUGUGUUCAACGCUGGCGACGCUAAAGCACAAAAACCUAUGGUGAUAGCCGAUUCUGCAGAGCCCCAGCCAAUACAGACGCAGCCAGUUGAAGUGAAAGCCACGAAAGCGCCACAGGAAUCUAAGCUGUCACAACCUUGCGCCGAGUCAAAGAAACCGAUGGUUGUUGAAUGUGAAAGUAAAGACGCAAACAAGGAUGUGCCUUCUAAAGUCAGUGAAGGUAAGAGGGGCGACACAUGUGCACGCACACCCUAUUACAAUCCCUUCAGAAGCGAGGAGGAGAAUAUAAAGCAGGAAGAGGAGGCGUGUGAUGAGUGCAAAGAAGAAGACCCUUGUAAAAGUGAUAAACGUAGUCCCAAGACUCCUUAUUACAACCCGUUCAAAGAUAAAAAGGAGUAG
Molecule: messenger RNA, 996 nt
Organism: Rhagoletis pomonella (apple maggot)
Lineage: Eukaryota; Metazoa; Arthropoda; Insecta; Diptera; Tephritidae
Exons: 3
Coding region: 1-996 (331 amino acids)
Biological process (GO): proton motive force-driven ATP synthesis
Molecular function (GO): proton transmembrane transporter activity
Source: RefSeq, a predicted model, not a curated record